AUACGAUCAGUAAGACCAACUCAGCGAAGCUGGACAAGGCGCUGCAGGAGGCGCACACUGAGGAGGUCGCUUGGAAGUACGUGCCUCUGAGCGGCCCCGCAGUCGACGCAGAGUUCUCCGGCAACGUCAGCACGCAGAUCGGCAAGACUGCGCUGCUCAACUGCAGGAUAAAAUACGGCGGCGGCAAGACCGUGUCGUGGAUGCGAACACGUGACCUGCAUCUGCUGACGGUUGGGCGCUUCACUUACACCAGUGACGAUCGCUUCAAGGCGAUCCAUCAGAGUGGCUCUCACGACUGGCUCCUGAAGAUCCACUACGUACAGAAGAGGGAUCAAGGUGGAUAUGAGUGCCAGGUCUCAACUAAUCCACCUCUCAGCUACACCGUCUGGCUUCAAGUGGUCGAGCCUGAAACACGUAUCCUGGGAGCACGAGAUCUGCACAUCCACGUGGGGUCCAACAUCAACCUGACGUGCGUGGUGCGGCACUCACCCAAGGCCCCCGCCUACAUGCUCUGGUAUCACGGCAAGCAGGUGCAUCUUAUCCAACACAAUUAA
Hyalella azteca is the source of this 554-nucleotide messenger RNA. RefSeq lists its product as uncharacterized. Lineage: Eukaryota; Metazoa; Arthropoda; Malacostraca; Amphipoda; Hyalellidae. Gene Ontology annotation, cellular component: neuron projection membrane. Gene Ontology annotation, biological process: synapse organization. The record is from RefSeq and is a predicted model, not a curated record.